This is a messenger RNA of Falco peregrinus (peregrine falcon), 1537 nucleotides long. It is a transcript of the gene DOLPP1, whose product is annotated as dolichyldiphosphatase 1. Gene Ontology annotation, molecular function: dolichyldiphosphatase activity. The record is from RefSeq and is a predicted model, not a curated record. Gene Ontology annotation, biological process: lipid biosynthetic process; protein N-linked glycosylation. The coding region runs from base 46 to 762 and encodes 238 amino acids. The transcript is spliced from 8 exons. Gene Ontology annotation, cellular component: intracellular membrane-bounded organelle; endoplasmic reticulum membrane. NCBI's taxonomy places the organism in Eukaryota, Metazoa, Chordata, Aves, Falconiformes, Falconidae.
UGCGCUCCCAUUGGCCGUGGUGGCCCGGCCCGGUAUCCGGGUAAGAUGGCCGCAGUCGGAGAGUGCUCGCUCCCCGCGCCGUGGCGGCCGGUCUCUCUCACUCACGUCGAGUAUCCCGCAGGUGAUUUCUCUGGUCAGCUUUUAGCUUAUUUGAGUCUUGGUCCAAUAUUCAUUAUUGUUGGCUUUGUAACACUCAUCAUAUUCAAGAGAGAGCUUCACACGAUCUCUUUCUUGGGAGGGCUGGCAUUCAACGAGGGAGUGAACUGGUUAAUAAAAAAUGUAAUCCGGGAGCCUCGGCCCUGUGAAGAAGCCCAUUCAACAGUGACCACAAAAUAUGGGAUGCCGUCCAGCCACUCCCAAUUCAUGUGGUUUUUCUCUGUCUAUUCCUUUCUGUUCCUUUAUUUAAGAAUGCACCAAACAAACAAUGCGAGGUUUCUGGAUUUACUAUGGCGACAUGUGCUGUCCAUCUGCCUCGUCACAGUGGCUUUGCUAGUCUCAUAUAGUAGGGUUUAUUUGCUUUACCACACUUGGAGUCAAGUCUUAUAUGGAGGUGUGGCAGGAAGCAUUAUGGCCAUAGCCUGGUUUGCCUUCACACAAGAGAUAUUAACUCCUCUCUUCCCAAGGAUAGCUGCAUGGCCAAUUUCAGAGUUCUUUUUAAUCCGAGAUACCAGCCUCAUUCCUAACAUCCUGUGGUUUGAAUACACAGUCACGAGAGCAGAGGCAAGAAACAGACAGCGCAAGCUGGGUACGAAGCUCCAGUGAUUUGAGAAGCGUGGGGACCAGAGUGCACGCUUUAACGGAGACAGACAAGAGCAGACCUGGGAGCAGCAAGGAGCCUUUUAACAGACGGACCAAAGGAACAGGCAGGGACCAUACCCAAAACCUGAAAGCCUUUGCUCUGCUUUAGCAGCUAGCUGGAUGCUCCCUGAUGCAUGUGGGACCGUGCAGGAGUAGAAACUCAUUUUCAACACCGAUGCACAUUGCCAGUUGGAAUGUACCAUCGUGUCUACGUCAGGGGAGGGGGGAGGAAAUGCCUGGUGUCAUGUUCAGGGGAGGGAAAACCAAAAAUUAAUACUUUCUGUGACUUUUUUUUUUUCAGCAUGAAAUAUACACACUAUUUAUUUAUUUUUUUAAAUGGAACUAUUGUUUUUGGGGUGGGUGUGGCAUUGAUUGUAUGUUUUGUUUUUGCUUUUUUGUUUGGGUUUUUCUUUUUGGAAGAAGAUGACAAAACUGAUCUCAAAAAAGUCAAUCAUGCUUAAUUAGGGCUUUUAAUUUUUAAAAACCUUUUAGGAGGGAGGGGAACUAGGAUGGGGGUGACCUAGGCAGAAAGGAGAGGAAGACUUUGUCCUUUCUGCAACCAGGUUGGGAGAUCAAGAUCCAUUCCAACUGCACUUUGUACGGAUAGAAAGACAGACUAAGGAUCUGAUUUUUAACACUAGAGACAGUUCUGCAGGGAAGCCUGCACGGGUACCAUUAAAGGGGAGUGUGUGUGUGUAAAACAAAGGAAAAACUGAAAUACACGAUUACUAUUUUUUUU